GUGUUGCUCGGCACUGUUGCUGAUCACAACCUGCAUCGAGGGAGAGAGGGUUGUUUAUUGCGUGUAUAAGGCCGAAAGGCGUUGUUAUUCUACUCACGGGGUUUUAAUAUAGCUAAUAUUAUAAUCCAGGAAAUUCUUUAAAAAUGGCCGGGAUAAUUAUGUGUGAACCGACCGAACUGUACAACAUUUUACAGCAACAGACAACAUAUCCGAACCUCAGCGAUCCAAACUACCUGUUAUUGAUCGAUUCAAGGAAAGUAAACGAGUACAAUGAAAGUCAUGUUAUAACAUCAAAAAAUGCACCAACAACAAAGGAUGGUGAAUUCCUCGUACCAUAUGAUGCAGAGUUAGAGUGUAAAACCCAUGUGGUAGUAAUUGAUAAUAACACUAGAAGUUUGAGAGAAGAUGGACUUGCCUUAGAUUGUGGACACAUCAUGUCUGAAAUGGGCAGUAAAAAUCCAGUCAAGGUCCUUCGAGGAGGAUAUGAAGAUUUCUCAGCACUCUAUCCAUUCCUCAGAACUCAGAAAAUCAUUUAUAUGCCGCAAGAACUAGAUGCACUGAAAACAUACCCCAUUGAAGUACUUCCGGGUCAAGUGUACCUUGGCAAUCUAGAACAGUCAUGCAGUGCUGUUGUACAGAAAGACUUAAAGAUCAAAGCAAGGAUUAACGUUACAUUACAAAAUGACCAAUUUUUUUCACCAGAAGACACUGACAAUUUAUUGCACAUACCAGUCCCUGAUGACGAUGAAUCAGACCUUUUUUCAAAAUUUGAAGCGGCUUGUCAGUUCAUUGGUAAGAAAUGUGCUCGAAUUUACAAAACAUCCCUGUUGUUUCACAUGAUUAAUAUUUCAAGGAGAUAAUGCCCCAUGUUUU
Saccoglossus kowalevskii is the source of this 873-nucleotide messenger RNA. RefSeq names its product serine/threonine/tyrosine-interacting-like protein 1. Gene Ontology annotation, molecular function: protein phosphatase inhibitor activity; pseudophosphatase activity; protein phosphatase binding. NCBI's taxonomy places the organism in Eukaryota, Metazoa, Hemichordata, Enteropneusta, Harrimaniidae. Gene Ontology annotation, cellular component: mitochondrion. Gene Ontology annotation, biological process: positive regulation of intrinsic apoptotic signaling pathway; protein dephosphorylation; negative regulation of cytoplasmic stress granule assembly. The record is from RefSeq and is a predicted model, not a curated record.